Penicillium angulare is the source of this 543-nucleotide messenger RNA. Its product is annotated as Zn(II)2Cys6 transcription factor domain-containing protein. The record is from RefSeq and is a predicted model, not a curated record. Gene Ontology annotation, molecular function: zinc ion binding; DNA-binding transcription factor activity, RNA polymerase II-specific. The coding region runs from base 1 to 543 and encodes 180 amino acids. Lineage: Eukaryota; Fungi; Ascomycota; Eurotiomycetes; Eurotiales; Aspergillaceae. Gene Ontology annotation, biological process: regulation of DNA-templated transcription. The transcript has 2 exons.
AUGCCACCUAUUCGCUCGGGAAGAGCUUCAAAAGCAUGUGACCACUGCCGCAGGAACAAAACUCGCUGCUAUUCCGGGAUUGGGGCUGGAAACACUUGUCUACGCUGUCAUACCUUAUCGCUUCCCUGCUCUCUAGAGAAGCACCUCAAGGCUGGCCCAUUUCAAUCCCCACCUGAAACACAAAAUGAGUUUGAGAUUAAUGACAAGAACUCAAGUUCCAAUAAAAAGUCAUCUACAGAUGAAAGCUACGAUAGACUUGAAAGGCUUGAGAGAACAGUUGUGAUGUUGAUGGAUCGUCUAGACGCACAGUCCAAAGAUCAAGGAAAUCUCGCAGCCCACACUGCAUCGCCUAGAGUUGAGGAGCCAGUGACACCAUCUGAGCUUAAUCCAGCACCCGUUAUUUUGAUCCGCGAUGCUGCGGACGACGCUGGAGUUGCAUCAAAAGAGCGAUCGGCCUCCCAGCUUGGUUAUCCAUCUGAUGUCAUUUCAGCCGGACUGAUAACGAUGCCAACCGCCCACUCCUUGUUGAAGCUGUGGGUGUGA